UAGACUGUACCCACCUCGGAUGUGAGGGUGUGUGAGGAGGAGUAUAUAAAAGCAAGCUCACCAGCUCACUUCAUCAGUAUCGAGGAUAUCGGUCAUCAUCAUGUUUUCAUUUUUUGUGACAGUUCUUGUGCUCAUUCAAGUCAUUGCUACUUCUGGUGGUCAAAGUGUGUCAGAUGAGAGAAAUCAGCAGACAUGUGUGCCUGCUGGUGUUCCUGGUGUACCUGGAUCACCUGGGUUGCACAGAUCACCCGGACAAGAUGGAAUAAAAGGAGAAAAAGGAAUAAAGGGAGAGAGAGGAUUAGUGGGAGAUGUUGGUAAUAAAGGUAAUGCUGGGAAGAUAGUUCCACAAGGUCCACGAGGGAUAAAAGGAGAAACAGGAAAAAAAGGAGAAACAGGAACAAAAGGAGAGAAAGGAGAAGCUAUAACACUCAACUGGAAACAGUGUGUGUGGAAUAGAGAGGAUGGGAAGGACAGCGGUCUGAUUCAGAACUGUAAUUUAGGAAACAUGACAGCAAUUCAGCUCUACAUGUUGCAUAUGCAGGAACUCUCAGGGUUGUAUGCUCCAGUGGUGAGUGCUGUUCUCGAUGGUAUUUUACAUUCAACGGUAACGAGUGCAGUGGACCUAUGACUAUUGAGGGAGUUGUGUAUAGUAGACUAGAAGAUAAUCCUCAUCGUCACAGACAGAUUGAGGGAUACUGUGAGAAAAUUCCAGCAGGUCAAGUCACAAUUGGAUUCAACAUUGGAAACUGUAACAAAUGGAGAUCAACAACGUAUGAUGGCUAUACAGGAUUUCAUUCACCAUCUCGCAUUAUGAUUGCAGAAGUUCCUCCAUCACAAAAGUGACUGAAUUAGAGAGAAAUUAGAACUUGUGUUCAGUAUAGUUUGCAGUACGUACAGUACGAGGUAGCUGAAGUAGGAGGCUGGAUGAUGCCCGUGCAUGUCUGUCUUUGCCGUAUGUGCCCUAUGUGAGUGUUUGUAUGAUUAAUUCAACGUGUAGCUGCACUGACAAUCAAUAUCAUCCGUCAGAGUUACAGAACAACACUUAUAGUCUAAUCAGUAGUUAAUAUUAAUGUACCAUC
This is a messenger RNA of Corticium candelabrum, 1079 nucleotides long. RefSeq names its product collagen alpha-1(XXIII) chain-like. The coding region runs from base 101 to 628 and encodes 175 amino acids. Lineage: Eukaryota; Metazoa; Porifera; Homoscleromorpha; Homosclerophorida; Plakinidae. The transcript is spliced from 3 exons. The record is from RefSeq and is a predicted model, not a curated record.